AUGGAAUAUGGAAGAGAUAUUAAUGUCAUUCGUCGUGAUGGAAUUCUAAAGAAAGUUCAAGAGACAAAGGGGUAUUAUGAUCCGUUGCAGUAUCCUAUAUUGUUUCCAUUUGGGACACAUGGUUGGGACGUUAACACAACAAAUUGUAAUGGACGAAGAUUGUCAUGUCGAGCAUAUUACAGUUACAUGCUUCAGAUUCGCCCAAAUGAUCAAUCAAUGUUGUUAAAUGCGGGUCGACUGUUGCAACAAUAUGUUGUAGACAAUGAUGUCAAAAUUGAAUCAGCAAGAUUAAGGUGGAUUAGAGAGCACCAACAUGAUAUACGUGCUGAAGUGUACCAAGGUUUACAGGAUGCUUUGCAUGUCGGUGAAACUAAUGCAGAAAACAUUGGAAAAAGAACAAUAUUGCCAUCAUCAUUUAUUGGAGGUCGUUGA
Molecule: messenger RNA, 432 nt
Organism: Lathyrus sativus (Indian pea)
Lineage: Eukaryota; Viridiplantae; Streptophyta; Magnoliopsida; Fabales; Fabaceae
Source: the annotation of a GenBank genome assembly